Molecule: messenger RNA, 3112 nt
Organism: Sceloporus undulatus (fence lizard)
Lineage: Eukaryota; Metazoa; Chordata; Lepidosauria; Squamata; Phrynosomatidae
Gene: FERMT1
Product: FERM domain containing kindlin 1
Exons: 16
Coding region: 226-2250 (674 amino acids)
Biological process (GO): integrin-mediated signaling pathway; cell-matrix adhesion
Cellular component (GO): focal adhesion
Molecular function (GO): integrin binding
Source: RefSeq, a predicted model, not a curated record
CCUGCAGGAAGAAGCCUUUCUUCUUCUGGCUGGGAGAGAGCAGGUAUUUGGGCACCCAACUGAGGGGCACUGGAGCUGACUUAUGCGCCAAGUUUUUCCAGGCUGAUGGGAAUUGGGCUUUGACAACCAGAGAGCAACAAAUCCCUGACUCCUGUCUUAAAGCCUGAAAAACAAGGAUGUUGAGUGUUUUUCCAUCCCUGAGUCUGUGGAAUUCUGAAUAGCAUCAUGAUUUCUGCAAAUGAAUAUGGUUCCAGUUCUUGGGAGCUCGUUGUUACUAUUGAUCACCCUUAUGAAGAACCAAAAGAGAGCACCCUCCAAGUAUCAGGAGAUCUUCAUAUUGGAGGGGUGAUGCUCAAACUUGUCGAACAAAUCAGUGUAUCCCAAGACUGGUCAGACUAUGCUCUUUGGUGGGAACAAAAGCAAUGCUGGCUCCUAAAAACUCACUGGACACUAGAUAAAUACGGGGUGCAGGCAGAUGCCAAGCUGUUGUUUACCAUUCAGCACAAAAUGCUGCGCCUUCGCUUGCCAAGCAUGAAAACUGUAAGGUUGAGCGUCAGCUUCUCUUCAGUAGUAUUCAGGGUUGUUGGAGAUAUUUGCAGGACCCUUGGUAUAAGACGGUCAGAAGAACUUUCUCUGCUGAAAUUACCUGAAGAUGUGAAAAAGAAAAAAAGAAAAGACAAAGACAAAGAACCAGUCAUAGAAGAUAUCUUAAAUUUGCAUAACUCUCCAGUGAGUUUGGGAUCACCAGCAAGUCCUGGCUUAUACAGUAAAACCAUGACGCCCAUCUAUGAUCCUAUGAGUGGAACCCCUGUCUCUUCUACAGUCACAUGGUUUGGUGACAGUCCUUUGGCAAAGCAGAACUGGAGCAGCCUUGCUUUCAACCAUCCCAACUGUACACCAGAAACACUGGCGAAAAUGUAUCAGCCUCGAACUUUGGUUGACAAAGCAAAACUAAAUGCGGGAUGGUUGGAUUCUUCUCGAUCACUCAUGGAACAAGGUGUCCAGGAAGAUGAUCAGCUUAUGCUACGCUUUAAAUACUACACUUUUUUUGAUUUGAAUGCAAAAUAUGAUGCUGUACGAAUCAGCCAACUGUAUGAACAAGCUCGAUGGGCUAUUCUGCUGGAAGAAAUAGACUGCACAGAAGAAGAAACCUUCAUCUUUGCUGCAUUGCAGUAUCAUGUCAGCAAGCUGACAUUAUCAUCAGGAUCACAAGAUUUUACAAGUGAAGCUGAAACAGAUGAAGUGGAGGCUGCGCUUUCUAAUCUUGAAGUAACUCUAGAAGGUGGAAAAACAGAGGGUACUUUGGAGGAUAUCACAGAUAUACCGAAGCUUGCAGAUGACCUCAAGCUAUUUAGAUCUAAAAAGUUGACACUGAAAGCAUUCAAGCAAUAUUGGUUUGUCUUCAAAGACACAUCCAUAUCUUAUUUUAAAAACAAAGAAGCAGAAUAUGGAGAACCCAUUGAGAAAAUAAAUCUAAGAGGGUGUGAAAUUGUCCCAGAUGUAAAUGUGUCAGGGAAAAAAUAUGGAAUUAAAUUGCUCAUCCCUGUUGCUGAUGGAAUGAAUGAAGUACACUUGAGAUGUGAUAACGAAAAUCAAUAUGCCAGAUGGAUGGCAGCUUGCAUUUUGGCUUCCAAAGGCAAAACAAUGGCAGACAGCUCUUACCAUCCUGAGGUUCAAAACAUCUUGUCCUUCUUAAAAAUGAAAACCAGAACUGCUGCUCCCCAAGAUGUUUCUGAUAUAGAAAGCAUGGACAUGAAACCAGAGUGCUUCAUCUCACCAAGAUAUGCCAAAAAAUAUAAGUCUAAGCAGCUGGCUGCUCGUAUCUUGGAGGCCCACCAGAAUAUUGCUCACAUGUCUCUGAUGGAAGCCAAAUUGAGGUUUAUCCAGGCGUGGCAAUCCCUUCCUGAGUUUGGCUUAUCAUACUACAUUGUAAGAUUUAAAGGAAGCAAAAAAGAUGAUCUCCUGGGAAUUUCUUACAACAGGCUGAUAAGGAUAGAUACAGCCACCGGAGACCCAAUUACAACAUGGAGAUUCUCAAAUAUGAAACAGUGGAAUGUGAACUGGGAGAUACGUCAGGUUGCAAUUGAGUUUGAUCAGAAUGUAUCCAUUGCUUUCGCUUGCCUGAGUGCAGAUUGCAAAGUGGUCCAUGAAUACAUUGGAGGCUACAUUUUCCUGUCAACCCGUUCCAAAGACCAGAAUGAAGCACUGGAUGAAGACUUGUUCCAUAAAUUAACUGGAGGACGAGAGUGAGGAGAAGUCAACCACCUUACCUCUGUUGGAUUGCCAGAGCUGAUAAGGCCUACAGAACAAUAUAGGCUUUCUCCUUGAUAUUCCUGUAUUUUGAACCAGGGGUUUGGGAGGUGUUUUAAUUACUGGUGCAACUCACUGAAUCAUCAUCAUCAUCAUCAUCAUCAUCAUCAUCAUCAUCAUCAUUUUACUUACCUCAGGGGUUAUUCCAAGUUAAGUUUAAGUACUCAGAGCCUACUUCACACCACAAGCUAUCUAUGGUGUCCCUGUGAAGGACACUAUUUUUGUUUCUGUACAAUUUUUAUUUACAUGAUGCAGCCAGUCUGUGAAAGCCAUUUGAAUCUAUAAUGCCACAAAUACUGAGUGUACCCUUGGGAGCUACUGGCUUCCUUUUCAUAUAAGCAACUCUCAGUGGAGAUCUCAUCUGUUUACAUAAUGUCAUGUACGGGGCACAUUGACAGUACUUAUAGCACCAUGAUUCCACUCUAAUUUCCACAGUUGCAUCCUAUGGAAUCCUACAGGAGUUGUAACUUGGUCAAAGGCACCAUAGGAACUCUUUGGCUAAGGAUGCUAAAGUCUCUUUCCUAAGCAGUGUAGAGUGAAAGAGCCCUAGAAAACCACCUAGGUGGGGUCCAGGGUGUUUUUAAUGUUAAGGAGAUGUAUCCAUCUUUGUAUGAAGAGACUUUCCCCUGAGUGCUCCUUAGAUCUAUCCCAGAGGAACUCCCAACCCUUGAGAGCAGAUUUAGGGGAGGUUUGGAAGGGGAGGAAUUGCAAUGGACAUGGGAAAUCUUUCUAUCAAGGUCUUCUGUUCCACUGGAACUAGUAUUUGCUCCAACCCACAUCAUGUACAUACAUACUCUGAUUA